UGAUGACUUUUAAUGAGAGCAAAGAAGUUCAUCACAUUGAUGAAUGGCCAUGGACUUGAGAUGGCUAUCUCCUACUAGACCAGGGGUUCCCAACCUUUUUUAUACCAUGGACACCUACCAUUAACUGAAGGAUCCAUGGACCCCAGUUUGGGAACCCCCGCAUUGGGCCCUGGCGGCACAAAAGAUUGCAAUUGCCCAAAUCAGUCCAGGUGAAGGCUCUGAAACGUCGACUGUCCAGUUCUCUCCACCGAUGCUAUCUGACCUGCUAAGUUCCUCCAGCACCUUUGCUCUGCUGUGUAUUACCAGAAUUCUGGUACAGGUAUUUUAAUUAACAUUUCAAUUGUCUAAAUGAGUUAUAGUCAAUUAAAAUUUUCCAAAUCUCCCCUUUAAAGCUUACAUUAGAGAAAAAGAGGAAAAUGGAGGAGUGAAGACAAAUUUACUUUGUCUCAUUUGUGUAUUUCUUGCUUAUUCAUCUGCCUUGUGUACGUAAACUCGGGGUUGGCCGAAAGCCUGAAAUCCUGAUUUGGUAGUUUGAAAAGAAUUUAAUGAGAAUGGCAAAAACAUAUUAAUUCUAUGGUUACAGCAUUGAGCUUCUGGAAGUCAUUCAUUCCAAAGCUGCAACCUACUAAGUAAUAAUAGUUCCACCUUUUUUGGGGGCUGCUAGGUAGUGCCCAGAAGAAUGCUCGAGUCUUCAAGCCCAAAUCAUGACCUCUCACAAUCUUUUUUCCCCCCUUAUUUCACGUACUUCAUUCACCAUGCCCACUUUUUAAACCAAUACUUUUCAAUAACUGUCCUUCGGUUCUCAACCUUAUUGCCAGGAGGAACGAUUUCAUUUUCUUUACUGACUCUUUAUGAUUUUGAGCAAAUAUCCUUCGGCCUUCUUUGCAGUAAAGCAAAUCCUGUACAUCCCAGAUCGCCAUAGCACGCUGCAGCACCAUAAAGCACUCGGUUCCUGACAGCAGUUACAGUACGGACUCCAGUGUAUCAGGGGUCCCAGCAGCCACCGCGUAGAAAACGCGCUCUCCGUUAAGCCCUUUUUAAAAAUACUCUUCUCGCGAAUGAAGAAUGUAGGACAUCCUUUGCAGGGUUGUCAACUUUAGCAGUGGUGCCAGAACCAAUUCCUGUAGCAUGUUCCUUAACAAAAAACUUGCGUUUACGCUGGAGCGGUUGGAAAUCCUUUGCACGAAUCAUUAUGAGACGAUGCGAAAUCUGCACAUAAUACAAUUACAAAGUCCUAACAAAACCGUCAGCCCUCCCGUUGAGAAUCCAGACCUCGUUUAAUGCCGCUUUGUGGGGGGGGGGGGGAAGUAAACGCCGAGAAACUACAAUUACCAAGAGGCCUUGGGCGAACGCCAGUAUACGCAUGCGCAAUGCGUCCUGCUCCUUACCCCUCCCCCCGCUGACUCCACCCCUUUGGUUGGGAUCGAUGUGAGGCGUCAGCUGCGGCGAUGAUGAAGAAGCGGAGAUCGGGCAGAGAAGGCGAAGGAGGAGCGGCAGCAAAAACUUGAGCCUUGCAGGGGUCAGGCGUCGCUCGGGUGAGGGAUGGGACCAGCUGCAAAGCUGACACGAAAUCCAAGACCCUAGUCCCGAGAGCGGGCCGCUCGGCCAUUGCAGACAAAGAGCAGUAAAUCCGGCAAAGAGGCGACCUCCCCGGAGAGAGACGGAGGCGUCGCACUGCUCCUCCCAGUGUCCGAUGUCUGCUCGGCGGCUCCGGUCUCCUUGCUCUCCCCUCCAGUAGCAAGUGGGGCGUAAGGAGUGGCUGGCCGGGGUAGUACCAUUACUCAGUGCCUGCAGUGGGGCUGCUGCUUAUAGUUACCAUUUUAGUAACUAUUGUGGGCUGCUAAUUGGUGCCUAUGUUUGCUAGCUAGUAGUGGCUAUCGCAGGGAUGUUUAUUUAUACUUAGGUUUACAGUUUAGUGCCUAUAGCGGAGAAUGCUUACUAACGCCCAGGAAGGUUGCUAGUUGGUAGCUGGUGUUGGGAUGCUCCUCAGUACCCCGAUGGUUUGUUAGUCGCUGCCCGGUAAGAUUGCAAGGAAGUGCCUCUGGUGGGCUGAUAGUUGUGGGGUGCCCAUUGUGAGACUGGCAGUAUCAGGUGGGUGCCAGCUGGUGCUAGCUCUAUUCCCGUUUCUAUUAUGUACACGUUUGUGCUGCGGGAUCGGAACAGCUCAAUCUACGCAGAAGUUGGCAAGGUGCUGAUCUCCACGGGACAAUGGCGGAGACUCAAGAGGGACAAUCCCAGGUUCAACCUGAUGCUGGGGGAGAGAAACAAACUGCCUUUCGGGACCUUGGGUCAUGAACCAGGACUCGCACAGCUUGUGAACUAUUAUCGGGGAGCUGACAAACUCUGCCGCAAGGCAUCAUUAGUCAAGCUCAUCAAGUCAAUUCCAGAACUAAUAGAAUCAUGCACCUGGUUUCCUGAAUCCUAUGUCAUCUAUCCCAUGGGGCUGCAAACCACAGCAAGUCCCACGCAGAAUGGAAUAAAAGCACAAAGAAAUAACGUGAGGACAGAUGAUCGGGAAGCAUUCCAAGCAUCUUACCAGAAGAGGCAAGCGAAUGGAGAAAGGAAUGUGUGGAUAGCCAAAUCUUCUGCUGGAGCCAAAGGUGCCGGAAUUUUGAUUUCUUCUGAUGCCAAUGAAUUAUUGGACUAUAUAGAUAAUCAAGGUCAAGUUCAUGUGAUUCAAAAAUACCUCGAGAGACCAUUACUGCUAGAACCAGGUCACCGCAAAUUUGAUAUAAGAAGCUGGGUUCUUCUUGACCAUCAAUAUAACAUUUACCUCUACAAGGAAGGAGUAUUGCGAACUUCCUCUGAACCAUACAAUAGCACUGAUUUUCAGGAUAAAACUAGUCACCUGACAAAUCACUGUAUUCAGAAAGAAUUCUCCAAGAAUUAUGGGAAAUACGAAGAAGGCAAUGAAAUGUUCUUUGAAGAAUUCAAUCAGUACUUAAUGAAUACUUACAAUGUUACCUUGGAAAACAGUAUUUUACCGCAAAUCAAACAAAUCAUAAGGAGCUGCUUAAUGUGCAUAGAACCUGCAAUUGGCACUAAGCUUCUCCCGUACCACAGCUUUCAGCUGUUUGGAUUUGAUUUUAUGGUUGAUGAAGAUCUCAAAGUCUGGCUGAUUGAAGUGAAUGGAGCUCCAGCCUGUGCCCAGAAGCUCUACGCUGAACUUUGUCAAGGAAUAGUGGACGUAGCCAUUUCCUGUGUCUUUCCGUUGAGCGAUUCAUCACAGAAGCCAAGUCAACAGUCUGUCUUCAUCAAAUUGGGAAGUUAACAGAACCUGUCAUCAUCUAUUAAUUUCAUAGACCAAUGAUAUAUGUAACAGUAUCACCUGAGCAUUUAAAAUCAUGUAGAGAGAUUCCGCCCAUAAACAACAAUAAUCUGGUGCAGAUAUGAUGGAACAACAUUUAGGGAAUUAUGGAAAUUUUAGCUGAGGUUGAUCACUUGUAUGAACCAACAUCUUGUGUGUGCAGCUUUGAGACUCUUGUUGGAAAAUUACAAUCAAGCCCUGAUAGGAGUUCCUAUGCCUAAUAUAUUGUUUUUAAACACCAUGGAAAUAUUACAAGCAUUUGCUCUGUUUAUUAUACACGAUUACCAGGCAUUGCACAGUAGCUAUCUUGACGUAAUCUGCUUAUGGAUUAUAUGAUUACUCUUAUGGACCUUGAGAGGUUUUAUUGAAGUACUCGAUAGUACUUCAGCUUGAAUGCUGCAAUAUUGGCGAGUGAAGUGGAGGCAUCUUUCAUAAUGUCCAUAUUCUACCAAGAUCAUUCAUAAUGUGAUGCAUAGAGAUGGAUGUCACUGUGAUCACACAUGGCCGAAACUAACUCCUUAAUGCACAUCUCACUCUGUGUAUACAGUCGUACUGUUUCAGCAGUUGUAAAUGCCUUGGAACCCACGGAGGACAUCAUGCACUACUAUCAUUCAAAUUAUCUACACUGUGGUGCUUUCUGAAAUGCACCUGAAACGAAAGCAAGGGGCUCUGCUUGUAUUGUUUUUAUUUUGCAAAUACUUGAUCCUCUGAGAGGAGUUGGGAUAGGGUGGGAGUGGAAUUUUAAGCAAGUUUUAUGAAGGGAAAGGAAUGAAAAUCCUUUUCUGCUUUUUGUCUGUGUCCAAGUGUUGCUGUUUGUGUUCAGAACUCUGCAAAAUGAAGUGUACUGCACAAGUUCCAAUUCAUUCUGCUUGCACCCUACAGAAGCAUUUACAAAACUGAUGAAGCUUAAUACGAGAUAAAUUGGUAGCAUGCAUGAAAUGCAUUUGUCAUAAUUUGCAGGUUUUAAUGAUCAUAACAAGAAUGGCCUCUGAAAGUAAUUGGUCUUUUUAGUAAGCUUCUUACGACCUAUUAUUUUCUGUUUAUGGCUUUCUGUUUUGUUUUCUUGCCAAAUUGAACACCUGUGUGUCCAGAUCAUCACUAUAAUUUUAUUAUGUCAUGCCAAAUGCUCGAGUGUGUUUAUAAGUCAGUUAUUAUUUUACUUCAUUAUUUAUGCAUCCACUUCCUGUCUGAGAGUAAAAUUCUGUCCAGUACUGAAGAUGGAGGCACAUUCCUGUCUAAAGUGUUAACCUUCAGCAGGGAAUGAGCUGAUUAUCACUCCAUUGUUAUUAUGGAGUGCCAUUCAAAUUGAGUUUACCCCUGGAAUAUUCCCUAUGGAGUAUAUAAUAUGCACUGUAUACUGUGGACAGGUUCUUGUAACAACAUGUUACAAUUAGUGCAUGUUUUUGGUAUGGUAUCUAACUUCAGAACACAAUCAUGAGGAAUAAACAGAAUAGCCGACACUUCCUUGCAUCUGUGAAUCUCUUGAGUGAUUAUUCGUAAGGUAAUAUUUUGAGAGCCAAGUGCCAAUGGGUUGGUGUACUAAAACUUUAAUGUGGGUUUAAACACAGCAAGCUUGCACAGAAAUUUCAGUAGACAAAUAAGCAACACAACCAAAUGAGGCUUCUAUUCAUCAGGUUGUGAACAAGAUACCAGAGAUUAAAUUGUACCCUGUGCUUAACCUGUUUUCCAAUGG
Mobula hypostoma (lesser devil ray) is the source of this 5000-nucleotide messenger RNA. RefSeq names its product tubulin tyrosine ligase (gene ttl). Gene Ontology annotation, biological process: protein modification process; microtubule cytoskeleton organization. The transcript is spliced from 7 exons. Gene Ontology annotation, cellular component: spindle microtubule. Gene Ontology annotation, molecular function: tubulin-tyrosine ligase activity. The record is from RefSeq and is a predicted model, not a curated record. The coding region runs from base 2132 to 3271 and encodes 379 amino acids. NCBI's taxonomy places the organism in Eukaryota, Metazoa, Chordata, Chondrichthyes, Myliobatiformes, Myliobatidae.